Molecule: messenger RNA, 1438 nt
Organism: Linum trigynum
Lineage: Eukaryota; Viridiplantae; Streptophyta; Magnoliopsida; Malpighiales; Linaceae
Source: the annotation of a GenBank genome assembly
CACCUCAGAGAGUAGAAACACGAGAGAGAGUGAGAUUCAGAGAGCUCUGGUUUUCGCUCAAAACCGCCGAAAAAAUUUAAUGAGUGGUUGUUUUAUCCUGGAGGUAACCGACUGAUAGUCUGUUGUGCGCAUUACGAGGCAGUGUCGCGAACGUCUUUAAGAGAGCGACUUAGUCAGCAACUCAGCCGGUAACGCUAGUUUUCAUGUUCGGUUUCUGACAAUUUUUAGACGUUCAAUGGCUGUCAUAUCUAACGAACAUGAUACCGAUUAUGGUUUAAAUGAUUACUAUACGUGUGGUGGAAAGAAAGUCUUCAUGACGUCGCGAAGCCAUGAGAGAACAUCGACGAUUUAUGGUUGCGUGGGGACUGAAAGCAACCGCCGCUCAAGUUGCUUCGUCUAUCGUGGCUUGAAUUCCAUCCUGGGCCAAAUUAAUAGAAGAAAGGCCCCAGCUAAUUGAGCUGCCUGACCCUCCGACAGAAAUAGCAAAAGAAGAUGGUACUUAUAAAACAAACGAUCCGAAUUCAGCCGACCAUAGAACUCGAAUUCUCUAUCCUCCGCCCGGAGUCGGCCGCGUUUGUUCGUCGCCGGCAAAGUUUAGAAUUCCCCGGGAGCUGCUGCUCCUGGUGAUUGACGGAUCGAUAAAUGGUGGGAGUUUCCAUGAAGUGCGGGGAUUGCGGCACCCUGUUGAAGUCCGUAGAGGAAGCUCAGGGGCACGCCGAGCUGACAUCGCGCUCCAAUUUCUCCGAUUCGACGAAGGUCGUUCUUAACCUUGUCUGCAGUGCUUGUGGAAAGCCCUGCCGAUCGAAAACAGAAACUGAUUUGCACACAAAGAGGACUGGUCGUACAGAGUUUGUGGACAAAACUGAGGAGGCUACAAAGCCUAUAAAUUUAGAAGCACCAAAGGUUCCAAUGGAUGUGGAUGAGCCUACUAGCAGUAGCGGCCAGCCUGAAGGGAUAACACCAUUUAUGGGGGAAAUUAAAAGCUACUAAAAGCUUAACAGGAGGAAGCCCACGAAUAAUAUCCAUGAUAUAAUCGAGUCGCUUAGCUCAAUAGGAUUGCCUCGAUAUGAAAUAGAAGAAUGAAGUGCGGAAUUAGCUCACCGAGCUGAGCAUAGUCUGGAGAUGGAAGAACGAGGACAAGGAGAACAAGAUCUCCAAAAUGACUAUUGUCAAAGGUGCCAUCUGUCAGAAAAUCAUUCAAGACAAGCUACACAUGAUGCUAGCUAUUUUAGCAAAUUCAGAUAGAAAAAGAAAGGUAAGAACUGAAACCUUCCUCGUGAGUCAUUAAUAUAUAUCUAUAUGCAUGAAAUUGAGAAAUCUUAAGAAUGCUAGAGAAACGAGAAUUUAUGCAUGUUUAUGUCGACAUCGAGAAGAGUUACCUCGAUGAUUAAAGUAUGAAACUUGUAUAUAUGCGGUGGAAUAGAAUAAUGCUACUUCA